Molecule: messenger RNA, 933 nt
Organism: Salvia splendens (bonfire salvia)
Lineage: Eukaryota; Viridiplantae; Streptophyta; Magnoliopsida; Lamiales; Lamiaceae
Exons: 1
Coding region: 1-933 (310 amino acids)
Source: RefSeq, a predicted model, not a curated record
AUGGCAAAAUCAAUCAUAAGAAGAUCAAUCUUCACCUUCCUCAAAAACUACCAACACCUCACCUCCACCCCAACCCUCCUCCUCCUCCCCUUCGCCGUCUUAUCCCUCCUCGCCCCGGCCCUCGUCUCCUCCUCCCGCCUUCUCCCACUAGUUCACAACCGCCUCACCGCCCUCUUCCUCGCGGCUGGCUUCCCUCCAUCUUCACCUCUUCUCAACCUCCUCAUCCUCAAGCUGUCCCAAACCAUCCUCGCCCUCCUCUUCGUCUCCCCUUUCUCUUACUCGUCCCUCCUCCUCGCCAAAGCAGCCGUGAUCCGAACCCUACACCCCAACACCAACACACUCUUCAAACCACUCCUCAUCACCCAACUAUGCAACACACUACUCAUUCUUGCAUCAAAUGCCACAUCCUUCUUCCUCAUAGCCAUCUUCUUCAAUUGCCUCGACUUUUCAGGCCUAUCGUCGCCCUCUUCCUCCAUCCUCCUCUCGGCCUUUGGGGUCAUGCUCUACUCCAUCAUUCUUGCACACGCGUACAUCAUCUGCAACCUGGCCUUCGUCUCGUCUGCAGUGGAGAGGCGCGGUGGAUUCAUGGCGAUCAUCAAGGUGUGCCUCGUGAUCAAGGGCAGAAGUGCAACUGCAUUGUCGUUGGCUCUGCCUAUCAACUUGGGAUUGGCUGCCAUUGAAGCCCUCUUUCAAUACAGAGUUGUUACAGGCUAUAAUCAAGGCCUAAAUCAGUCAGCCAUUCUUGUUGAGGGAAUGCUGAUCGCCUACUUGUAUGGUUUGACACUCAUUCUUGAUACAGUUGUUGGCUACUUGUUUUGGAGAAGCUGCAAAAGGGAUCACUAUAUUGAUCAAGAAUUCUCUCACAUCAUCGAAAUCCAUGUAAAGGGAGAUGAGUUUUGUGCAAAAACCAAGGUUUUGGGAUUGCUUUCUUGA